CCUACACCAACUUUUCCCAGCCUGUCGGACCCCGUAGGUUUCCUGUUGUCUCUGCGUUCCUGCGAUCCUGCGAUAUAUAACUCCUUCUAUGAGCCCUCGCCUGCCAAAAAAAGACCCCCAUUAAUGGUUAUCCAUGCACAAUACCUAAAUAAUUAAGCCGACUUUCUCUUCCCUCCGUCUAGAAAUACUUAUAUCUGCAUUAGAUUACCACUUCCACUCGCUAGACUAUCUAUCCUUUCUAGGUAUCCAACCUUUACAAUGGUGCAAACAUCUGCGCCGCUUUCGGGCAAUGGCUCUGCCUCAAUCCCUGGUACUCCAGGAUUGAGUCGGAAAGGCCAGCCCAGCCGUAGAGCGCAGAGCUCCGGCGCGGUGUAUAUUGAGAUAGAUGACGAUGAUGACAUCGACGAGCUUGCCAAUGAUGGGGUCUCGCCAUACUUUACUCAACCAACGCAAAUAGUCAACAGGGCUACUCAGCCUACUCAGAUAAUAAACCGAACGCCGCGGUUACCGUCAUCGCCUUUAGUGCCAGAUACGCCACGCACAACUAUUGAAGUGCCAGCUUCGUCUCCGUUCCAGGAAGAGAGCCGGGCGAAGCCCUCGGGUGUGCUAGCUAAGAAGUCUAGCGUAGCGAGUAGAAUAGGAUCGUUAAUGGCGCCGGCGGGAACGUCGUUUAGGCCCCCUACGGUGCAGAAGCCGGCGCACAAAGCCGGCGGUCCUACGGGUAGACGAGACUAUAUAGAUAUCUCGGAUGACGAUCUAUUAGAGGAUUAUAAAAAGCAGGAUAGCUCAGAUGACGAUACGCCUACAAGGGGGGAUAUACGUCCUUCAUCUUUUGCAAAGAAUACAUCGUUCCUGGUGUCUAGAACAGGGAGUUCGUUGUUUGAGAAUGCGGAUAUCUCUCUUAAUGAUAUUCGUGAUAUCAGACUACGGCACCUGACCGGCCAGGUCUACAAAAUUGUCCAGAAGGCUGUGCCCGGAAUUACCAUUCGAGCCUGCAAGGAAGCGUUGCAGAAGGACGUCGGCUGGCAGGUUUCAAAGGCGGUGGAUUUAUUAACUGGCAGGCCAACCAAGUCUCUCUCGUUGUCGAAAAGUACAGGUGCAUUGGCCAGUGGUACUGCAACUGCCAAAAGUGCGGGAGGUGACAGUGACUCUCAGGAAUCAGUCCCAACCUCACUGGAUGCCUUAGGGUCUAAUACCCCUAGAAAUACUUUGCACACUUUUUUGAAGAAAGAUUCUGCCUCUGCAAAUUCUUCUACUAAUUCCUUUGCAAAUUCAACCAAGUCUUCUUCCCAAACUUCUGCAAAACCUUUGCGCACACAAAAUUCAAGCAAUUCAAUUAUUUCGAAUAAAUCAAUUGCGUCUAACACUUCUAACAACAAUCCACCUCGACGCCGUCUUGUACAAGGCCGCAAUCAAUCUUCAAACCCUUCUACAAUCUUUUCUAUAUCCUCCUCCCCUUCUUCAAUUCUGACUAGUCCAACACAAUCAAAAGAGUCAUCGCCAGACGACACUGCCGAUAUGAGGACUAGAUCUUCUACUGCCCAGGCGGCCGCGUCCACAGCAAUGCGUCGCGGUCGCCGACUCAUGCAGGGUCGUCGCAACAGGACACCCGAUCCCGAUCUUGAGUUCGUCUCACUUCCCCAGUCUCGCAAGAGACAAUCGGAUGCAGAAGAGUCACCGGCUACAAAGAAGCUUAGAGUUGAAAAGAGCGAGGUUCAAUCGCGAAAGGGAGAUUCGGACGAAUUGGAGCCUGAAGAUUGCGACCUUCCAACUCCCCCUAACAAGAAGGCAAAGGUUGACACACCCAAGAAGCGUAAGGCUAAUGAAGAACUUAAGCGCGAUGAGUUUGAAGAGGAUGAAGUUUUCGAGAUUUCUGAUGGCGACGACGAUAGCGAUCGCUCUAACUCUGAUGGUGCUGUUGACGACCUUUCUAAUGUCCUUGAGUAUCUGAACACCUGUACUGCUGAGAACCUCGGUCGUAUGAUCGGUUCUAUAGCAGAUGCCAAAUUGAUGACCAGUGCCCGUCCUUUCAAGACCAUUGCAGAUGCAGAGAAGGUCUCGAAACAAGACAAGGCUAGAUCAAAGAAGAAGAUAAGAAUGGUCAACGUCGGAGAAAAUGUUGUGGAGAGGCUCAAGGUGUGGCUAGAAGCCUGCGAGGCAGCAGCAGCUGUUAUCGAUGAGUGUGAUAGACGAGGAGCCGAGAUAAACAGUGUCAUGUCUACCUGGAAUCUUAAUAGGAAUGGCGAGUUCAAGGACAAGGAGGAGACAGCCACUCUGGUUGGGCUACCCAUUGGAGAGAAGCCCGAACUAAUGGCCGAGGAGAUCACUCUAAAGCCAUACCAGAUGGUUGGGCUCAACUGGAUGGACCUGCUGCGCAGAAAGGGUUACGGAGGUAUUCUCGCUGACGACAUGGGCCUCGGCAAGACGUGCCAGGUCAUCUCGUUCAUAGCUCACCUAGUCAAGUUAAAGCGGGAGCCGGGUUCCAGGCCUCAUUGGCCGAAUCUGAUAGUCGUGCCCCCGAGCACCUACGAGAACUGGAUGCAAGAGUUCGAAACCUUCGCUCCUGAGAUCUCCGUCUUGGCAUACACGGGUCCAGACCGACGACAUAUCUCGCCCAGGGCUGCAAAGAAGCACCACGUCGUCAUCACCACAUAUCCGCAAAUCGAGAAGCAGAAAGAAGACCUCAAGUUUCUCCAGGCCAUAGAGCCAUAUGCCGCCAUAUUCGACGAGGGACAUAAACUCAAGAACCAGUCGACGCUCAUCUACAAGCAGAUGAUGCGGGUGCCGACCGAAUGGCGCCUCAUCCUUAGUGGUACGCCUGUCCAGAACAACCUGAAGGAGCUCUUGACCCUUCUGCGUUUCAUCGAACCCGACAUGUUUGACAAGAGCAAGUUCGAUGCGCUCAAUACGAUCUUCGAAGCCAAGGUCGCUAGCAAAGAUGUUCUCAAUUUUGCAGCGCUUGCAUCGGAACGCGUGGACCGUGCCCGCACGGUCAUGGCUCCGUUUAUUCUCCAGAGACGGAAGGAAGAAGUCCUCAAUCUUCCUCCGAAGACGGAGCGUCUCGAGAUCGUGGGUAUGCAUGAAACGCAAAAGGAGAUCUAUGAGUCGAUCAAGGGCAAAUAUGCACUACAGAACGGCGUCAAGAAGACCAAGAAGGACGGACAUCAGUGGAUGUCGCUCCGAAAGGCGGCGAUCCAUCAUCAAUUGUUCCGUAACCACUUUACUGACAAGAUGGUCUUGGAGAUGGUAGAGAUUGUGUGGGAGCAUUACUCCGCCAAGGAAAUCGGCGUCGAUGUCAAGGAUGAACGUCACAAGAAAUGGUACACCGAGGAGCAGUUAGACAAGACCGACUUCGAACUACACCUGGAUUGCCGUCACUUCAAGCGAAUCCGUCACUACGAUGUUCCUGACCGGUCAUGGGAGGAUAGUCCCAAGGUUCAGAAGCUGUUGGAGCUUGUACGCGGCUACAUGAAGACAGGGGACCGCGUGUUGGUAUUCAGUCGCUUCGAGAUCGUUGUCAAUAUCCUACGAGAAGCCCUACAUUACGCCGACAUCCCCUAUUGCUGUAUCACAGGAAACACCGACACAGCAGAUCGGUAUCCGGAGAUCCAGCGCUUCAUGAAGAACGACGACAUCCCGGUCUUCCUGAUUACCACUGCGGCCGGCGGCACUGGUCUGAACCUCACCGGAGCGAACAAGAUCAUCCUCUUCGACCAGUCAGACAACCCGCAGGAAGACGUGCAGGCAUCCAACCGCGCCCACAGGAUCGGGCAGACGAGGCCAGUGGAGGUGAUCCGUCUGAUUACGGAGAAGUCUGUAGAGUGCCUCAUCUACAACUCCUGUGUGAAGAAGCUGGUUCUCGCAGCCCGCGUCGAGCGAACCGGGGAAGCCGUAGAAGAGCAAGAAUCGGUGGAGGAGCAGUGCAAGAAGCGCAUGCUCCUGGGCGACGACGAAUAUAAGCCGAUCGACCCAUCCGAAGCCCUUGAGGCGUCUGAGGAGGACCAGCAGUUGUAAUCCUGGCCCCUCUACCAAACCUAUUCGAGUGGCAGACUACCUUCAUAGAAAGGCCUCUGUCGAAAAGUAUGGCGCGUCAUAUACAUACCAUUUGCUCGGCUUUUCUUCUUCGGCACCGGAUCUCUAUAAGAUCCCAUCGUUAUCUAUUAUCUGACAACUUAUUUCUUUUCAAUUAAAAAAAAAAAAGACCAAAAAAAAACGAGGAAAACAAAAAAUUGCCAAAAAA
Messenger RNA from Daldinia caldariorum, 4240 nucleotides. RefSeq names its product SNF2 family N-terminal domain-containing protein. The record is from RefSeq and is a predicted model, not a curated record. Gene Ontology annotation, cellular component: nucleus. The transcript has 2 exons. Gene Ontology annotation, molecular function: ATP binding; DNA binding; chromatin binding. The coding region runs from base 259 to 4014 and encodes 1251 amino acids. NCBI's taxonomy places the organism in Eukaryota, Fungi, Ascomycota, Sordariomycetes, Xylariales, Hypoxylaceae.